UGCGUCUCCAAGGUAACACAGCAUUAAAGAUUAAAAAAAAAGUUGUACGGGUGUGGACCGAGUGACACCUGUUCAUCAGCCAGCAAACUCCUCCCCUUCACCUCGCCAGGCAAACAUGCACGCGCUUGGACUGUUGUACUCGUUCACCUGUUCACAAGGGAAGUGUGAGUGUGUUGGGUGGAAGGGGGAGAGGGGAUAUAUUAGUCCGACAAGAUAUGGCUUUGCCGUCUCUUCCUCCCGCCAUCCGCGCCGCUUGGCCGUCCGACCGUCAGACCGUCCACAGUAGACGUCCCUGCGCUCGAGCGAGCUGUUCGCACACACACACCCACCCGAGAACUACAAUGGCACGACGAUCGACGAUGACACCCGGACAGUUGCAGAUGAAGACGCUGGUGGUGACGCUGUUGGCGAUGUUAGCAGCGACGUAUGUUCACUCUGGAGGAAAUCCUGACAGACCCUCUGGACGGCGUCUGUGUGGCCAACAGCUUGCCGACACCUUGGACAUGGUGUGCGGACAGACCGGCUUCAACUGGCGCAAGAGAUCAGCAGACGACACAAAGACAGCAGGACGAGAGCCGCGCUCCCUGAUGGCGGGCGUGCGGCAAGGUCGGUCUGUGGCUGACGAGUGUUGUCGUCAAGGGCCCUGCACCAUCCAGAUCCUCGAGAGCUACUGCGCCUCUUCAGUCGAGGGGGCAUCAGAAAAUAUGCGUUCUUACCUCAUUUCGAUGCUUAAUGGGCCUCAAAUGGCAUCCACAACGACGACACCAGAGACCACAGCAGCCACUGCUCGCCCUGGCUCCAACUCACCGGCAGCGGAGGUGUUCCGCGGUCCAUCUUGGCGAAAUAGCUCGAACUUCAAACAGUUCUUCUACCUGCCCGUGAACAGUCGGCCAACACGAAGUCCCCUUAUUUUCAAAUAAUUGAUACACAAUUCACACACACAAAAGCACUUGCUGGGACUUGCUUGUUGUAUUCGUCAAAGACCAAAAGUCUGUCGCACACAUUGUCUCCCCUGUACAUCGAGGCACUGAGUAAGCGCUGUUCACUCAGACGAUGACCAGUGCCUUCUAGAGCCAUAUUGACAUUGCAGUGUGUUACGCUUGAGUCGUGCUUGUCCCAUCCCAUCCACCCCACUUCCCCCAACCACCCAAGUCUCCACGCCUUUCUUGUGAAGACUACCCCAUUGCUGUGUGACUGUUUAGCCGAAACUCAAAACUGUUGUACCCGGCUGUCAAGAAGCAGUCAUUAGUCGUAUAAGCAAUGUCUUAGUGUUGUAUAAUUCAACGAAUCCACUGAAGAAUACCAGGAUGACGGUAGAAGCUGUUAAUUCACGAACGAAGAUCGUGUCGAGGGCUUAGAGACGCUGAACUUAAGGAAAUCCGAUCAAAUCACUGAGCAUGCGUGGAGCAUCGACGUCGCUCAUCGUCUUAACCGAUCAAGAGGAAAGCAACUUCCUGCACGGUAGGAAGUUUGGUGACCAAUAUGGAAGAA
Molecule: messenger RNA, 1491 nt
Organism: Pomacea canaliculata
Lineage: Eukaryota; Metazoa; Mollusca; Gastropoda; Architaenioglossa; Ampullariidae
Product: insulin-like
Exons: 4
Coding region: 216-920 (234 amino acids)
Cellular component (GO): extracellular region
Molecular function (GO): hormone activity
Source: RefSeq, a predicted model, not a curated record